GCAGCAGCAGCAGCCACCAUGUCCUCGCUGCGCUGCCAGGGGUUGUGUGCGGCUGUUCUCGUCACCGUCACCACCACGCUCCUCUUCUUUGCGCCGUGCUGCCUGGCGGAGGUGGUGCUGGAGCAAGACGAGCACGGUGCGCUGCACAUCAACACCAGCAACCCCUCAGUGCAGCCUGUGCUUGUGAACGGGGUGAACGUGGGCACGAUGGACGCGUUGGUUGCCGCACAUGGCAGCACGUUGGAGACGCUGCAGCGUGUGAAUGAGGAACUGCGAGCACAGGAUGCUCGGAGCAUCGAAGCACUGUGUCGCCGGUUUCCACCAGCCACAACCGUCAUCCCCGGUAUUGGAACUGGAGAUUAUGACUGGCUCGGCGGCGUCGUUUCUGACGCAGGCAUCGUGGUUGGCAUCCCUCACAACUCCGGCUCCGUGCUGACCAUUGAUCCAGCGACCAACACCGUUGACACCACUUCCAUGAACAACCUGGGCGUGGGUGCCAAGUGGGGAGGUGGCGCCUUGGCAGACACCGGCUUGAUCUACGGCUUCCCGCACGACGCCGACGCGGUGCUCGUGAUCAACCCCACAACGAAAACAGCCGACAGCACUUCACUUGGUGGGCUGCAAACAGGCGGUAGCAAGUGGAUCAGCGGCGUUGCUGCCAAUAACGGCCUCAUCUAUGGCGUUCCAUGGUCUGCGUCAUCUGUCCUCAUCAUUGACCCAGCGACCAACACCACCAGCCACAUACCCGUCGAUGGGCUCCCCGCGUUGCAGUUCAGGUGGUACGGCGGCGCCCAGGUGGACAGCGGCCUGAUUUACUGCACGCCACACAAUGCCAAGUCCGUCCUGAUCAUCGAUCCAGCCACAAACACAACAGACGCCACAACCUUUGGUGGCCUGGCAGGACCCGCAAAGUGGCUCGGGACUGUGCUUGCAGACAACGGCCUCGUCUUCGGCAUCCCAUUCACCAGCCCCUCUGUGCUCGUUGUCGACCCCCGCAGCAACACCACAGACACGACCUCCAUUGCUACCCUCUCCAGCAACAACGGCAAAUGGGUCGGUGGCAUCCUUGCCCCCAACGGCCGGGUCAUUGGCAUCCCGAGGGAUGCAGCCUCUGUGCUCAUCAUCGACCCCUCAACACUCACAGCGGACACGACGACGCUGCCAGUAUCUGCAGCAUCCGACAAGUGGUGGGAUGGGGUGAUUGCACCCAACGGCCUCGUUUACGGCGUACCUCGUACUGCAAUGGAAGGCCUCGUGAUUGACCCCGGCUGCUGAUGAUGACAACACUACUGACGACGACGUGCAAGUGUGCCGUGGAUGUGUGGGGGGAGGGGAAGAAACUGUGUGG
Messenger RNA from Salpingoeca rosetta, 1348 nucleotides. RefSeq lists its product as uncharacterized. Lineage: Eukaryota; Choanoflagellata; Craspedida; Salpingoecidae. The coding region runs from base 19 to 1275 and encodes 418 amino acids. The transcript has a single exon. The record is from RefSeq and is a predicted model, not a curated record.